CAAAUCGAUAUUCCGCUCAAAUAUUGACUCCGCGAUUGUGUGUGCGGUGUGCCGUCGUCGCGAGUGCGAGUGAGCGAACGAGCGAGCGAGCGAGGCGAGCGCGCGCGCGAGCGACAGAGUCUGUCCCGUGCAGUCAGUCGGCGAUGCUCCUUUAAAAAGCGAAGUGUACUCCGGAGUGCGCGCGCGAGUGAGACAUUUAACACCGCCGAGAGAGAGUCAACGAGUGACCGAGAGCGGUCAGCGGAGAGAAGCGCGUUAUAAGGACGCGUAGUAAAGGUGCCUCGUAAGCCACGCCGCGCGCGGCCAGGUAGCCACGAUCCUGUGACGACAAGAAUCGAGAAACGAGAACGAGGAGGAGCGGAGGAAAUAUGCUGCCGCAGGCGACGACGGGUGCGCUGCUCUGCGGGCUGCUGGCCCUCUACGUGGGGCUCACCCACGCGAGCAUCGCCGCGGCCUUCGAGUCGACACCUUCGAGCUCCUUCGAUCAUGGAGCUCCACGACUGGACCUGGAGAGUCUCGAGAGCGGAUAUCACGGCCUGGUCAAGGAGAAUGAAACUUUGGUCGAGGUCACGCCGCAGAUCCGCGCCCUGGGAACGAAAGUUUGCUCCUUCCGCAUCGCAAACAAACAUCACGGCGAGGCGCCGUUCGAGAUUGUCCUGAAGGAGAAGGGGAUGGCCGAGCUACGGGCGUUCCGAGUCCUGAAUUGCGAAAAACGUCGUAAUUACAAGUUCGACAUCGCCGCGGUCGGCUGCAAUGGAGUGCAAUCGGAAAACGCCACGGUUCAUAUUACUGUGGUUGACGUCAACGAGUACGCGCCGCAGUUUCUCCAGCCGGCCUAUGUUAGUACUGUGGACGAGGGACGCCUCUACGAAGAAGUGGUCCGCGUUGAGGCGUCCGACCGUGACUGCACGCCGAAAUUUGGCGAUGUCUGCAAGUACGAGAUCCUCACCGCCGAUCAGCCGUUCAUUAUCGACAACGAGGGUGCCAUCCGCAAUACCGAGCCUUUGGACUACGAACGCUCACACAACUACAUACUGAGCGUGGUCGCUUACGACUGCGGUAUGAAGCAGUCGGCGCCGGCGAUGGUGACGGUCAAGGUGAACCGCGUGUGUGCUCCCGGAUGGCGAGGAAUCCCUGAGAGGGUAGAUUACGCUGCUGGUGUCGGUUCGCAGCCUUUACUGCCCUCGGCGCGGCUUGAUCUUUGUGAUGCACCCUGCAUCCUGCGCAACGUGCGCGCCACUCUGACUUUGGCCACCGAUCAUAUCGGCAAGGGUUGCGAUCGUGACACCUAUGGAGUUCGCAGCCAGCGGAAACUAUGCGGUGCCUCGCGCGACAGCGUGGAUCUAUUGCCACACCUGGACCCACAACCUCCUGGACUGCCAGGCGUAGACUCAGCCGCGAUCGUGCCGAACGAUGUGCUGGAGCAUAGCCUGGCGCAGAAGUUUACCAUCGGUGUCUGGGUCAAACACCGACCACGCCCGCGACAGGAUCCACAUGUCAAGGAACACAUCUUGUGUGCUGCCGAUGAUCAUAAGAUGAAUAGGCACCAUUACGCCCUGUUCAUAAGGAACUGCAGAUUGAUUUUGCUGCUGCGACGCGACUUCUCCGAGGGUGAUCCCAACAUCUUCCGUGCUGCCGAAUGGCGUUGGAAGCUUGGUCAGGUAUGCGACGAUAAAUGGCAUCAUUACGCGAUCCAGGUAGACUUCCCACGUGUCAAUCUAUAUGUGGAUGGCGAAGAAUGGCAUGCUGACGAGAAGAACCCCGAAGUCAUCGAUGACUGGCCUUUACAUCCGGCUAAAGGCGUCAAUACCACCCUUGUGGUCGGAGCAUGCUGGCAGGGCUCCGAGAACAAGACCAAACACCAUUUCCGUGGUUACCUCGCCGGUCUGUCCGUUUUAGUUGGCCGAAACGAGAAACCGGAAGUACUCUCGUGUUUGCGGCGUUGUCAGGAAGGCAUUCACGUGCCACCAAUGGACUUGUUGCAACCGGGUACUCAGCUGCUGACCAAUUCCGAUAUGACCGAAGUGCGUAUCGAUGGUGACAAUCGUACAAAUGUGGAAACCUUACUGCGUCGUAUUGGCUACUCCAACACUCGACGUUUCCCGACGCCCGGCCGUCGUAAUUUCCGUCUUGACACAACGAUCGUUUGUGAGGGUAGCGAGAACACGCCCUUACCGGUACCGACUGUGCAGUCCUACGUCACCGUACUACCGCCUCCUCGACCAGGCAUCACCGUCAACGGUACCGGUUACGUGGCCCGAGAAUACGCUGAUUUCCGAUUGGGAGUACGUGUGUUCCCCGACGCGCGCGUCACCGCCGGAUCGGCCGCCCGAUUGGAUGCUUGCGCUGUCAGUGUUUAUCCAAGUCUCAAUCCAGAUCAUGAGAGCUUGGGAUUACCUGGUGACGCUCUGCUCGCAUUCCACGAUAUCUCCGCUCGCGUCGAUCGAGAUGGCGUCGUUCUCUCUGGCGCGGAUUCGCCUUACAACUACCAACAACUCAUUCGUCUUAUCAUGUACACGAACCGUAAACCGGCUUACUAUCUCGAUCGCGUCUUUAAACUUACCUGUUCCGAGUUGAGCGGCCGCUUCGCCAGUAAUGAGUACGUGCAAACGUUGGCCGUAAUUCAUCCUAAGGAAAAGACGACCGUUUUGCCGCAUACGACGCCCGGAGAACCGCCCAUUGCCAGAAUCGUUGAACCGGCACCAGGUCACGCACAGCUCUCGCCGCAUCAUGCUGAUCUAACAGAGGAGUAUGCUACGGCUGCGCUUCGUGAAGGUAGCAGAACCAUCAGUGGCACUGGCAGCAGCCAUGCCGUGACUAUCGUCGCCGCCGCUUGCAUUGGAUUCCUGCUAUUGAUGGCGGUUGUGGGCGCUGCGCGAGUCCGCGGGGCGGCCAAACGACGACGAUCUGCCGGUGACGAGCUCGCCGCAGAGACGGAGAUGGCCUGGGACGACUCGGCCCUCGCUAUUACCGUGAAUCCGAUGGACAGGUUGACGGAACACGACCAGCAUCAUCAGAGCCAGCGGGACGAGGACGUGGACGACUCCGGUAGCUCCGAUUCCGAGGAUGGCUCGUUCCGAGAUGAUGACCUCGACAGCUCCGACUGUGAGAACGAUUGCGAUCUCAGCAACGGUCGGCACCGCCGUCACAACUCGCCGCACGAUCUGGAAUGGGAUCAUCGUGAUGUUUAAAUCACCCUACUAUCUUUACACUGAGCAUUCUCACACAUCCCCCUUUCUUCGCGUGACACUGAGAGGAGUACUGGCCGCGUGCCACUUUCUGUAAAAUUUCUCCAUUAUAUAUCGUUUCUUCUCGCCGUACGCACCCCGUCUGAUGUUUAUCGAACACAUUUCGAAAAUAUCUCAUGAUGAAGAUUUCUUGCGUAGCUAUCGGCGGCUUCGCGAAUUUAAUCUGCGAGAGUAAAGAGUUUCGGAUUAUCGUAUACGGAUCUUUCGUCGAACGCGAUUUGCGUCCAAAAGAUCGGUUUCUCGAAGUUCUCUUCUUGUGCAUCAAAUAUCACGAAAGCGUCGUUAAGGGAUUAGAAUAUUUAUUACGCUUUCGAAUUUCCAGAAUAUAGAGUAAUAAGAUUUAACGUUCUAAGCCGCUCCAUACACUGCUCGAUCGAUUCUAUAAACGAUUAUUAACCCUCUUUACUACGCGAGAGCGUUAUCGUAUUAUCCGUCCCCACCCGUUCACUUUUUCUCGUAGAUGACGUUGGUAUAAUCGAUGAAGUAACGAGAUAUAAAACGGCAUUCAGUUAGUACUCGUCUUAAGCGUCAAGAAAAAAACUUGUAAGAGUGCGGGACGCUUUAUUGAAUAUAGUUAAAACUCUUUCUACCUACGAACACACGUCGCUGAUGUUGGUAGAAUCGGAGAUACACGCAAGAGAUACUUAAAAUGUCGCAAAAAUAUUCUCAACGGGAAUAUUUAUGGCAAUUAUUUAUAUUCUUGACUCUCAUCAUUGGUAGUAGUAGGACAAGGGAACUCUUUUUUUUUUAUACUUCUAACUAUCUUUCCUUCUUUUUAAUACGAUUAUCGCUAUUUUAUCAUUACUAAUCGCUGCGACUAUAUCUAGCCAUUUUAUCGAAAGUUGUUUUUAUUAUUAUUAUUAUGUUUAUUAUUACUGUAGGCAGGACGGCCCGGUAGCGUAGUUUUAAAUGCGAAACAGAGUGCUGAGCCGACUCUAUAUUCUUCCUCGUCUUCUCGACUAAACUUUCUUAUCUAAGGUCCAUUUGAUCUCAUGAAUGUAAUUCUCUCGCAAUAAUCGUGUCUUUCGUAUUUUGAUCAAAAGCGCUCGUGAUACGAGCUGACGUUAAUUAAUAAACCGGCAGCGAAACGCGCGUAGAUACGAAAAUAAGCUGCAAGCCAAUCGCUUCGGUGUAGCACGUGAAUCGGGUUGAGCCUGGGCCAUACGAUGCUUGCCCAAUUUUGCACUUUUAUUUUUUAAAUAUCGUUACGCCUUCGAUCGUUUUUCUUUUGCACGAUGUUCCUUCCUGAUCGGUCUGCAGAAGAUGAGUAAGGACAUUGCCACGCAUCUUAUGCUAGUGCUUCAACAUUUAAGAUAAUCGGUAUAGCAUCAUAUCCAUAUAUGAUGCGUAAGCGUGUCACAUACAAAAACGGCGUGUUUAAAAACGACGGUUUCGCCAGUCAUUUAAUCCAUCAACGUUUGGAGAACAUGAAAUAUUCGGCAAGGGGAACAAUCCGCACGCGAGCAGACGCUUCAUGCGUUAUGUAAUUUCCUCUGGUAUAAAUAUUCAUUUUUAAUUAAUUAAAAUUAUCUGACACGUGAAGGAUCGACUUAAGGGUGGAUUAUUCACUCUUCGUCUGAGGUUGUUUCAGUUUGUCUAUAAGCGUUUGACGAAUUAACGGCAGUUAAUCGUACGUAGUUUAUGUGCGCGCGUCAUGCACGUACUCUACAUUAUAUAUAUCUAUAUAUAUAUAUAUCAGCAUCCAUUCAUUAUUCCGUGGCGAGAGUCUCGUCUCGAGUAGUAGACGAUUAUUCUAAAGUAAUGCGCAGCGGCUGGAGAAGCCAUCGAGCGUGCUUCUCCCGUUAAUCUCCCCGACCUAAGACGUGUCGUAUCGUGCAAUCGCUCUUUUCACAGAGAGAAAACUGAUGCUUUUACGUGCCUUUUAAGCAAGUGUAGUACAUUGAAUUCGUAUUGUCUUUAACAGCGAAUUUCAAACGCUGCGUUUACCUCUUUCCGUUUUCUCUUUUCUUCGCAGUAUCCCGUCACCAUAGACGGGUGUCAGCCCUGUAUUGUUGUUAAGAACUUCUCGCGAUAUCGUAGCUCAGGUGCAUAGUGAGCUUGCCAUGCAAUCGCUACGGCUCGACGCAGGUUUAGCUCUUUUAUCGCUACCUAAAAGCGCGUUAUAGUGAAAAGUUCCGAUUGUAUUUUAGACGUUUACGGUUUAGAAGUUAAGGACGCGCGUUCACUGGGCGUCGUUCCCGGGCGACGUUCCGUUCGUCCGAUGGGCUGUCAAAGCAUAAUACCUGUCGAUGGUCCCGUGUCGGAAAACGCGUCAUACACGUGCAAUGAUCCCGUGGUGGGGUACAUUAAACUCUCUUUCUCUCUCUCUCUCUCUCUCUCUCUCUCUCUCUCUCUCUCUCUCUCUCUUUCGUCGGAAUGGUGACACGACGGCUGCGCAUCCGUUAUCGUCGCGAAAUAAUGAACGGAUUCUUGUGUAUGUGUGUGUCUCUAUGUUGACAUAAAUGUAGAAUUAUACCGAAUUGUUCGAAUGCGGAGGCACCAGUACCGAAGAACUCGCGUACGGAUAUAUCUAUAUUCAUAUAGGGAACUAUAAUGAACACACAAUUUAUUUUUCCAACGAGCAUAUCAUAUCAUUUUUAUAAGGGAUUUGUCGGAAACGUUUUUUGGGAAGCUUUGCUUCGCCAACGAGCGGUCGCGAAACGUCGCGACUUCGUAAGGAUUUCUUUCUCGUUCUUGGGAGAUAGGUUUCUUUUUCCCCAUCUCUCUCUCUCUCUCUCUCUCUCUCUCUCUCAAUCUCUCUCCGUUUCCGGGGAGGGUUAACAAUAUGCACCCUCUCUUACGCAUUUCUCCGACUCGCGCGAAAGCAGAUAUUUCAAUCGAAAAUUCGGAUUGCUCUAAAC
Acromyrmex echinatior (Panamanian leafcutter ant) is the source of this 6109-nucleotide messenger RNA. RefSeq names its product calsyntenin 1 (gene Cals). The record is from RefSeq and is a predicted model, not a curated record. Gene Ontology annotation, cellular component: cell surface; postsynaptic membrane. Gene Ontology annotation, biological process: homophilic cell-cell adhesion; positive regulation of synaptic transmission; positive regulation of synapse assembly. NCBI's taxonomy places the organism in Eukaryota, Metazoa, Arthropoda, Insecta, Hymenoptera, Formicidae. Gene Ontology annotation, molecular function: calcium ion binding.